AUUUUCUGUGUUCCUCCACCUUCGGCUGCCCUGCACCUAACAGGUGCUCGACACAUGUUGAACGGAUGAACGGGUGGGCUGAUGGAUGGAGGGCCGGCUCGGGAUCCCAGCGUCCGCCACAGGGGCUGGGGGAGCAGCCCCGCUAGAGGGCUCGGGAGAAGCCCCAGGCCCCCGCCCGCCCCGCGGGCCCGGGGUCCAGCGGGCCGCGGCCCUUGGGGGCGUGUCCUCCCGGGCCCGGGCGCCGCCGCCUGGAGCAGCCGGCCAGGGGCGCAGCAGGACCGCGGCGGGGCAGAGAGAAGGCGGCGCCAGCAUGGAGCGCGAGCUGGAGGAGCUGGAAGCCCGGCCCGCGCGCGCGGCGGCGCCGCCCUUUCAGGCGCUGGUGGAGGCGGCGGGCGGCCGCGGGCAGGUGCUGCUGGUGGGCGAGCUGUGGGAGCGCGAGCAGAGCCGCGCGCUGCUGCGGGACUUCGCCCGCGCCCUGUUCCCGCAGGAGAAAGCCGCGGGCAAGCCCGGCCGUGCGGAGGCCGAGGGCUCCGCGGCGCCGGCGCCGGGGGCGCAGCGGGCGCCCGGGACAGCGGGGUCGCGCGCCCUCCGCUCGCCGCUCGUCUUCGUGCUGUGCCGCGCGUCGUCGCUGGCCGCCCGGGAGCCGCGGCGCCGCCUGCGGGAGAUGCUGAGGGACGUGCGCGGCCGGCGGCGGGCUGGCGCGGCGCUGGUCGGGGUGCUGGUGGCCGAAGCCGGCCCCGAGGACGCGGAGGCUCCGGGGUUGCGGCUCCUGGAGGCGCUGCUGCGCGCCGUGUUCGGCCGCCAGGCGGGGGGCCCCGUGCAAGCGGCCGCCUACUGCCCGGGCCACCCGGCCUCCAGUCUGGCGGUCCAGGCGGCCGCCUGCAGGGCUCUGCAAGCCGCCGGGCCCGUGUCACCAGCAGAAGAAGCCUGGGAGAGACCAGGCCUCCCGGCACUGCUUGCAUGCUUUUCCUGGGGUCCCUGGAGUCGGGGGAAGGACCCAGAUGCCGCCUUCCCCAGUGGCCCAGCUCAGGAUAACUUCCAAGCCCCUGAGGAGGAGCUGGCCCUGACAGCCUUAUUUCCCAACGGAGACUUUGAGGAUCUUGGAAAGGGGUCUACAGCCUGUGAUGGAGUUGUCCACACUCCUACUGAGCCUGCUGGAGACUCAAGAUGAGGCUGGCCCCCUGGGCUGCCCGGGUUCUAAUCCACAAACUGGAGGCAGGCUCCUCAUGAGCCCCCGUGCCUCCAUGUUGACCUCGGGCUGGUGGUAACGGCGAAGGCCCUAGCUGCCGGGGCUGCUGCACUGACAGUUACCAGCUACAGGGGGACUUACUAAGCUAAGCAGGACCUAGGAAACUGUACCUAGGAACCUGCACCCCCUCCUCAGAUCUGCUCACUCUCAAUCACACUGAGGGCUUUUUGGUCUCUCUGUACCGCAGUUUCUCCUUGCCAUUGAGACAGGUGGCUAUCUGCUUUGAGACGUUGCAGUGCUGUGACACCCUGUGGCAUGCUUGCAUGAGCACCCAUCAUUUCAAGUGUGGCUGGAAAGAACUGUGGACUAGAAGUCACCAGAUGUGGAGGGGUGGCCUUGGACAUGUCACUCAACCUUUGGGGCUUCUGCUACUCAAACACAUGACAGGUCUGCCAGUCUGGUGGCUGUCAACCAGGGCCAGGUUGCUCCUCCAAGCAGCAUUAGAAACUUGUAUAUGUGGAGUAUGUGAAUGUGACUGUGUGUACUGGGGGAUCACUGUGACAAUGGGGUGCCCCUAGCAUUUACUAGGCAUCUCACAAUGUGUGGGACAAUCUCCAACAGCAAAGAAUCGUUCUACUCAAAACGCUAAUUGUUCAAAAAGCUUCUCUUGGAGAAGCUCUGAAUGAGCCAAUCCCUUUUGAAAUUCUAGGAAGAGCCUUCCAGAGCAGGGAAGUUUGGGUUUCCUGGACCUGGGCUUCCAGAGCAAGCCAGAAUACAGACUAUACCACUGCCGUGGGAACCUGCUGGGCCAGGGCCAAGAUAUCUGUGUGCUAUAGGCCCAGGAGAGAAAGAGCCUUGCAUACCAUGAGAAGAAAGGGACCUCUUUCUUCUUCUUAUUGAUGUUGACUUUCUGUGCCAAGUUCUUUGAGAAUAAGGAUGCUGGGAACUGACCACAGCACCAAACAGAAAGAAAGUUAUAGCACGGAUUAUGACAUAGGACUUGCUCUAGAUCUUAGGCCCUCGCCCAAGGUCAAAGCAAACCCAGCCCAGAGGUGCCGAGUUUCUGAAUCCAUUUUUCUCUGUCUAUAAGUCAGACAGAGUCAGUGAUGUUCCCUUAAAAGCUAGGAAGGCCAUCUGUCACUCAGAGGGAAUUUUGCUUUACCUCCCUUGCCUUCGUCACCUGCCCCUGGAGAAAUCCAGUCUUUGGAAUGGCAAGAGCAGCCUCUGGUUUUCUCUGGUAGGAAGUACCAUCCCUGGAAGGGGCUGAAUUCAUUCAUCCAUGGAUGACUCGGUCAGCGUUUUGUAAUGUGUGUGCCCAGUGCUCUGCAAGGUGCUGCCCAGCUUCCAUUAGUUAUUCUGGUUCUCUCUCUGCUAGCGCCAAAAUGGGAAACUUCCUGUGGCUGAGGGGCUCUGUGAUACCGAGGUUGGGCCAUCCCUACCCAUGUCUCAAUUUAUUCUCUAUAAUAAGAAGCCUAAUGCUAUCCCUCCUCUGCCCCACGGGGUUAGUGUGAGGGCAAGCAGGAUGGCAUUUUAUUUGGGGUUGGUUAGCAGCAGGGGUCAUUUUAAUAAUGCAAGGCUGUCUCACCAAUAGAGGCACCCAGCUGACUUCCUUCUACACGAGAACGAACUCAAUGAAUCACUGUUGAUUUUGUUUUAAAAAUGGGGAGAGGUAUUUUUGAAGCCGCUGUGUUUUUCUGUUUCUCUGUUAAUUUCAUUGUAAUCAUUUGGUUGGAGUUAUAUUAUUUGGCGAGGGAAGGGAGCUUUUUUUUAAGUCAGGAAAUUUAUAUGGCAGAAGUUACAAGGCAGCAGCCUCUGCCGUGUUUAAAAAUCUUUUGCAUUUGGUGCCAA
Messenger RNA from Manis javanica (Malayan pangolin), 3037 nucleotides. RefSeq names its product chromosome 12 C2orf72 homolog (gene C12H2orf72). Lineage: Eukaryota; Metazoa; Chordata; Mammalia; Pholidota; Manidae. The record is from RefSeq and is a predicted model, not a curated record.